GUGCAACUUUCAUUUCCUCUUCAAGAGAAGGCAGAGGUUAUUGGGUUGAGGAAGGAGCUGGUACAGCCCAGCUGGACUCUUGAGCUGCUCUACCAUGAGGUAUGAAGUGCUUUGCUUGGUCUUGCUGGGACUGCUUGUAGCCCAAGGAACAGGGGAAGACUGUCCUCACAAAAAAGCUGCUACUCUCCUGCCAUCCUUCACGAUGACACCUACAGCCACAGAAAGCACAGCAAGCUCUACUACCAGCCACAGGCCCACUACCACCAGUCACAGAAAUGUCACAGUUCUUCCAACAAGUAAUAGCACCGCUACCAGCUCUGGACCCACAACUUCCACUCACAACCCUGCUGUGACCACCAGUCAUGGGAAUGCCACAGUUUACCCCACCACAAACAACGGCACUGCUCCUAGUCCAGGGUUCUCUACCAUCGGCCCUCAACCUGGACCAACUCCACCCUCUCCAAGUCCUAGUCCAGGCUCCAAGGAGGCUCUUGGAAACUACACAUGGACUAAUGGCUCCCAGCCCUGUGUUCAGCUCCAAGCACAAAUUCAAAUUCGAAUCCUGUACCCAACUCAGGGUGGAGGAAAGGCCUGGGGCAUUACUACAUUGAAUCCCAACAAAACCAAGGUCCAGGGGGGCUGUGACCAUGCCUAUCCCCACCUGUCUCUCUCAUUUCCUUAUGGGCGGCUCACCUUUGGAUUCAAACAGGACAUGGAGCAGGGUACAGUCUACCUCAACUACAUGGCAGUGGAAUACAAUGUGUCCUUCCCACAGGCAGCACAAUGGACAUUCUCAGCUCAGAAUUCAUCUCUUCGAGAGCUCCAAGCUCCCCUGGGCCAAAGCUUCUGUUGCAGAAAUACAAGCAUAGUUCUUUCUCCAGCUGUUCACCUUGACCUACUCUUCCUGAGACUACAGGCUGCUCAGCUUCCCAACACUGGACACUUGGGGCCAUGUUUCUCUUGCACCAGUGACCAAUCCCUCUUGCUGCCUCUCAUCAUUGGCCUGGUCCUCCUUGGCCUCCUCACCCUGGUACUUAUUGCCUUCUGCAUUACCCGAAGACGGCAAUCAACCUACCAGCCCCUCUGAGCAUUUGCUCCAAUUCACUCCGGGCCACUAAGGAACAUCCUCAUUUCUUCAACUUACAACUGACUCAAAGUUAUUCUCCUUCUCUGUCUUUAAGAACAAAAUCAGAGAUUUUGUAAUGGGUGGUUAAUAAACAUGAAUGGGUGUCCCACUUCUGAUAACAACAAAAAAAGGAUAUGAAAACUUUA
Cricetulus griseus (Chinese hamster) is the source of this 1272-nucleotide messenger RNA. Lineage: Eukaryota; Metazoa; Chordata; Mammalia; Rodentia; Cricetidae. The record is from RefSeq and is a predicted model, not a curated record.